This is a messenger RNA of Musa acuminata subsp. malaccensis (wild Malaysian banana), 935 nucleotides long. RefSeq names its product protein SODIUM POTASSIUM ROOT DEFECTIVE 2. Gene Ontology annotation, molecular function: metal ion binding. The record is from RefSeq and is a predicted model, not a curated record. NCBI's taxonomy places the organism in Eukaryota, Viridiplantae, Streptophyta, Magnoliopsida, Zingiberales, Musaceae.
CUCUCUCUCUCUCUCUCUCUCUCUCUCUCUCUCUCUCUCUCUCACUCUCUGUUUGUGUGCUGACUGUACUAUGGCUUCGUUGCUCUUCAAGGAAAAGAGAGGAGUCAACUUCUCCUGCGUCUCCCCCGCAUCGGCAGCGAUAUGCACAAGCAUAGAUCGGCGGUCGAUGGUUCAGCCGAGCACCGGCAGAACCAUCGAUCGGCACACGCCUCAUCUGAGAGAUCCGCGACGAGCUAAGGCUAGUGUCAACGCCAUGUCACAGACGCCCACAAAGCCAAAAACCUGCAACCAGAGGAACAAGAAGAGCUUGGAGAGAGCCAGUGAUACGCUCAGUACACCAGGCUCCACUCGCUACCUGCUUGAUGACGACUACGGUGAUGCCUACUUCAGCAAUGUGCUGCCGGAUGUGGAACCCCUUCCUCCGCUCAUGUCGCUCGAGCCACCCACUCUACGAGCGCUGAUGAGAGAAGAACCAGCUCGAUUGAGGCCAUCUGCUGCUGCCAGAACACAGGGCCAGGUGGUGGUCUUGCGGGUGUCUUUGCACUGCAAGGGCUGUGAAGGGAAGGUAAGGAAGCAUAUCUCCAAGAUGGAAGGGGUGACAUCAUUCGACAUCGACUUCGCGACGAAGAAGGUGACAGUCAUCGGAGACGUGACACCACUGGGAGUUCUGAGCAGCAUCUCCAAGGUCAAGCAUGCGCAAUUCUGGCCAUCUCCACCACGCGCAUCGGAUUCCCUGUGACGAUCAUUGGCUGCUGCUCUCUGGAAGCUGUAAAAAACCUAUGUGAGGGUGUCUGUAAAAAAACGAGAACAUUUGCUGUAGUACUUCUCUCAUGUCUUGGAUGCUGCUGGGAUUGUCUGGGAAACAAACAAAUCAUCCGGUUAUCUCCUCAUCAUUUCGGUCAUAAUGGAUCCGAUCUCGGCCUUUCCUCUUGUUC